Molecule: messenger RNA, 761 nt
Organism: Ixodes scapularis (black-legged tick)
Lineage: Eukaryota; Metazoa; Arthropoda; Arachnida; Ixodida; Ixodidae
Product: kinesin-like protein KIF21A
Exons: 1
Coding region: 120-761 (213 amino acids)
Biological process (GO): microtubule-based movement; mitotic spindle organization
Molecular function (GO): microtubule motor activity
Source: RefSeq, a predicted model, not a curated record
UCGUGAGUGCUAACGCCAUCAUUAUCAGCAGCCGAAGACGUGCUGGCUGUGCGCGUGCCCGUGCGUUCCACUCCGCCAUUCGUACCAGCAUUCAGCUACCGGUGUAAUCGACCCGAAAGAUGCUGCAGGCCGAGGAGGACCUGGCUGCCCGCAUGUUGGACAAGUCGGUGCAACUCGACGUGGUGCGCUAUAGGUACUUUACAAAAAUUAAGGAGCUGGAAAGUCAGGUUGCGCUGCUGAAGAAGGAUAGGGACGACCUCUCGGCAUUGGUGGUGUCUGGCAAUGAUGUAAACAAGAAGUCCCAGCAGAGUCGCAUCGCGGAACAAGAGCGGAAGCGCAUCAAGGAGCUGGAGGAGCGCGCUGAGGAGAUGCGAAAGAAAGUCCAGGAGCAGGCCAAGGUGAUCGGGCUGAAGGAGGAAGCGGCACGCACUUCGAAAAAACUCAUGGAAGAAAUCCUCGAGAUGAAGCAGACGUGCGUGCGGCUGAUGCGCCAGCUCAAUGAAGAGUCCGAGCAGCACCGCCGGGCCCAAAGGGAGCACGAACGUGAGGUGAGCAGCCUGCAGCUGCGCGAGCAGCAGCAGGUGGCGGAGGCGGCGCGGCAAGAGCGCCAGAUCGGCCUUAAGAUGAGCGCGCUGAAACGACGCUUGGAGGAGGCACUGGCGGACAAGUCGCGCCUGGAGGCGGCACUGCAGAAGCAGCAGGUCGCCACCGGCAAGAGGGACACCCCGGAGGAAGUGGCCCGUCGCUUAGGCCACAGUUGA